This is a messenger RNA of Pterocles gutturalis (yellow-throated sandgrouse), 2205 nucleotides long. RefSeq names its product DEAH (Asp-Glu-Ala-His) box polypeptide 29 (gene DHX29). The record is from RefSeq and is a predicted model, not a curated record. The transcript has 17 exons. Gene Ontology annotation, cellular component: intracellular anatomical structure. NCBI's taxonomy places the organism in Eukaryota, Metazoa, Chordata, Aves, Pterocliformes, Pteroclidae. Gene Ontology annotation, molecular function: RNA binding; ATP binding. The annotation marks the transcript as partial.
CUGGCAACCAGGGUUUCUGAAGAGCUAGGCUGUGAAUUGGGACCGGGAGGACAAAAUUCCCUGUGUGGAUAUCAGAUUCGUAUGGAAUCAAGAACAGGAGAAGCCACCAGACUGUUGUACUGUACAACAGGUGUCCUGCUUCGGAAACUUCAGGAAGAUGGUCUUCUUUCAAGUAUAUCUCAUGUUAUUGUAGAUGAGGUACAUGAAAGAAGUGUCCAGUCUGAUUUCUUGCUAGUUAUUCUGAGGGAAAUCUUGCAUAAGCGUUCAGACCUGCAUUUGAUUUUAAUGAGUGCUACUGUAGACAGUGAGAAGUUUUCCAGCUAUUUCUCACACUGUCCCAUUUUAAGGAUCUCGGGGAGAAGUUACCCUGUCGAGAUUUUCCAUGUGGAAGAUGUGAUUGAAGCAACUGGCUAUGUUCUGGAGAAAGACUCGGAAUAUUGUCAGAAGUUCUUGGAGGAGGAAGAGGACGUAACAAUAAAUGUUACUAGCAAAGGAGGAGGCACUACAAAGUAUCAGGAGUGUGUCCCAAUCCAGUCUGGAUCUGGUAUUGAUUUGGCUCCUUACUAUGCAAAGUAUAGCAGCCGUACACAGCAGGCCAUCUUCUAUAUGAAUCCAUACAAGAUCAACCUUGAACUUAUUUUGGAGCUGCUUGCAUACUUAGAUAGAAGUCCCCAGUUUAAGACCAUUGAGGGUGCUGUGCUGAUCUUUUUACCAGGCCUUGCCCACAUCCAACAGCUGUAUGAUCUCAUUUCAACUGACAGAAGAUUUAACCUGCAUGACAGGCACCGGUUGAUAGCUUUACAUUCUGUUCUUUCAACUCAAGAUCAAGCAGCUGCAUUUACAAUACCUCCUCUUGGUAUUAGAAAGAUUGUUUUGGCAACCAAUAUAGCAGAGACGGGUAUUACAAUACCAGAUGUUGUCUUUGUAAUUGAUACUGGGCGAACAAAAGAAAAUAGGUAUCACGAAAGUAGUCAGAUGAGUUCCCUGGAGGAGACCUUUGUUAGUAAAGCUAGUGCUCUGCAGAGACAAGGAAGAGCUGGACGUGUUAGGGAUGGAUUCUGCUUCCGGAUGUACACAAGAGACAGGUUUGAAAGCUUCAUGGAGUAUUCUGUUCCAGAAAUACUGCGUGUGCCUUUGGAGGAAUUAUGCCUUCAUAUUAUGAAAUGCAGUCUUGGUUCUCCCGAAGAUUUCCUUUCCAGAGCAUUAGACCCACCACAGCAGCAAGUAAUUGGUAAUGCAAUGAACCUGUUGAGGAAGAUUGGGGCUUGUCUGUUAAAUGAGCCCAAGCUUACUCCAUUAGGCCAGCACCUUGCAGCCCUUCCUGUCAAUGUAAAAAUUGGCAAAAUGCUUAUAUUUGGUGCUGUAUUUGGCUGCUUGGAUCCUGUGGCAACUCUGGCUGCUGUCAUGACAGAAAAAUCCCCAUUUACUACACCAAUUGGUCGAAAAGAUGAAGCAGAUCUUGCAAAAUCAUCUCUAGCAAUGGCAGUUUCAGACCAUAUAACAAUCUACAAUGCUUACCUGGGGUGGAAAAGGGCUCGACAAGAAGGCGGGUAUCGUGCUGAAAUGACUUAUUGCAGAAGACAUUUUCUUAACAGGACUUCACUGUUAACUCUGGAGGAUGUGAAGCAAGAACUCAUAAGAGUGGUCAGAGCAGCAGGGUUCACAGCACCUACAACACAGUGUGGAUGGAAUGGAAAUGGAGUCACACAAUCCCUUUCUCUCCAUGAAAUAGCUCUUCUUAAAGCUGUUUUGACUGCAGGGCUGUAUGACAACGUAGGAAAAAUAAUGUAUACAAAGUCUGUGGAUAUCACAGAGAAGCUGGCUUGCAUGGUAGAAACUGCUCAGGGCAAAGCGCAAGUGCAUCCCUCGUCUGUAAACAGAGACUUACAGACAUAUGGAUGGCUCCUUUACCAGGAGAAGGUGAGAUAUGCUAAAGUGUAUUUGAGAGAAACUACUUUAAUAUCCCCCUUUCCCAUUUUGCUUUUUGGUGGGGAUAUAGAAGUCCAGCAUCGGGAGCGUCUCCUGACAGUUGAUGGCUGGAUCCAUUUCCAGGCUCCUGUAAAAAUAGCAGUAAUUUUCAAACAGCUGAGAGUUCUCAUUGAGUCUGUUUUAAAGAAGAGGCUUGAAAAUCCAGAAAUGUCACUUGAAGAUGACAAGGUCUUGCACAUCGUCAAAGAACUGAUAAAAACAGAGAAUGUUUACUGA